Molecule: messenger RNA, 2760 nt
Organism: Pollicipes pollicipes
Lineage: Eukaryota; Metazoa; Arthropoda; Thecostraca; Pollicipedomorpha; Pollicipedidae
Product: KIF-binding protein
Exons: 12
Coding region: 195-1973 (592 amino acids)
Biological process (GO): central nervous system projection neuron axonogenesis; neuron projection maintenance; microtubule cytoskeleton organization
Molecular function (GO): protein binding
Source: RefSeq, a predicted model, not a curated record
CCUUAAGAAAUAUAUUUUGAGCAAUUAAAAUGCGGGAAGACCCGGGGCCAGAUUGCCAAAAUACCCGGGUCACCUGCAAAAAAGAUACAUGCUGCGCUGUUCACAUGAGCAUGUUGUCACAGGCAGUAGCAAAAUUCCACCAACAAUUUCAGUGCAUGUACAGUGUAAAUUUGUGACCAGACUGCGACGGCGGGAUGGACCCGGAGACGCAGGAGAGCGUGCGGGACAAGCUGGAGCGCGCCAUCCACCUGCUGGAGGUGGUGAGCGCCUCUGACCCCGAGGACGAGCCGUACAAGUCAAAGUACGCCGCCCGCGAGCUCCUCAACGAUGCCAAGUUCCAGCUGGAGCGACACAUCGAGCAGAGUGACGUGAUCGGCCCGGCGUCGCACCAGCUGGCGGCCGUGCUCUACUACCUGGGCUACAUCGGCGUCGAGACGGACGAGCCGUCGGCCGGCGAGGAGCUGCUGGAGGCGAGCCUGCGCGCGGCGCCGGCGCUCGGGCCCUGCACCGUCAUCAGCACACUGAGCGCGCUCAACCAGCUGGGCCUAGUGUGGAGCCGCCGAGGCGAGCACAACCGCAGCCAGCACUACCUGCAGACGGCCGAGACCGUGUACCAGCAGUACCGCGACCAGGUCACGCUCAAGCCGGUGGAGAUGUCCGAGCUGUUCCGGGAGGGUCGUCCCGACGAUGAGAAGACGGACGACUCGAAGGAGGGCCGCAGCGGCCAGACCAAGCUGGAGGAGCUGCACACCCUCACGCUGUACUAUCUGGCCCAGGCGUACAACAACGUGGGCGAGCCGGUGAAGGCAGCGCUGUACUGCCACAACACGCUGUCCCGGCAGCUCGACAGCGCUUCCUUCGACAAAGUGGAAUGGGCGCUUAACUCGGCCACGCUCUCCCAGUUCUACCUGCCCAAGCAGAUGUUCCGGAACGCCCGUCACCACCUGGCGGCGGCGACGCACGUGCUGGAGCAGCACGGGGAGGAGCUGCGGGCGGCACCCGACCAGACAUCCGAGGAGCACCAGGCCAAGCUGGAGCGGUACCGGCACCGGGAGGCGGAUGUGGCGCGCUGCUGGACCAAGCUGGGUCAGGUGCUGCUGCAGUCGUCGGCCGAGCGGCUCGUCACCUCCACGCCCUCGCCGCCGGCCGAGCCCAGCACCGGGCAGCUGUUCUUCCGGCAGCUGGAGCUGUCGCAGCUGGAGAAGCAGAUGCCGGACUCUCCGGUGCGCGACUUCGAGGAGGCGCGCCGCGUGUUCCUGUGCGCCCAGCGCUGGAUCCAGCGCGCCAAGGAGUACUAUUCGCUGCAGGAGCACGCCUCCGACCACGUGGAGGUGGUGCGCGAGCAUAGCCAGCUGUUCAAGGCGCUGAUCUUCUUCGAGAGUGACCUGGACCGCCAGUGCAAGAUGUACAAGCGUCGUGUGGACCUGCUGGAGCCGGUGCUGGCCGAGCUAAACCCCACCUACUACCUGCUGGUGAUCCGACAGCUGCAGUACGAACUGGCCGAGAUCUACAGCGACAUCGCCCAGUGCAAGGUCGAGCUCCAGCGGGACCGAGACAAACGGGGCCAGCACGUGACCGCUCACGUGGUGGAGAAGAUUAACCACCUGGCGCACCAAAGCAUCAAGUACUUCGACCUGUUCCUCGAUACACUCAAGGACAGCGAGGGCCACUUCCCGGAGAAGUUUGACGAGGACCUGACGCGGCCGGUGCUCAUCGCCUACUUCCACCUGGGCCACCUCUACAACCGGCUGAUGGAGAUCGAGCUCAAGCCCAAGCUGGCCAACGUACAGAAAUCGAUCGCCGCGUACCAGUUCAUCAUCGACUACUGCGACCGGGUGCCGAUGGGGGCGGAGAAGAUGACCGAGGAGCUGGCGGCCUGCCGCGAGAUGGCGCGCCUGCUGCCCACCAAGAUGGACCGGAUACGCAACGCCAUCAACGAUGGCGGCACCGUCACCACCGACCUCAAGGUCUAGCUGAAGCCGCCGGGGGAGAAGCGCCUGAAUCAUGUGAUAUUUGACGGCGGAGCUGGGAGUAUGGGUGGGCGGCGAGGCCGCUGAGGCGGGCGCUGGUGGGAGGACGCUGAUUAGCUGCAGGGAAGACGGUGGCGGCUGUGGGCCAAUCAGCGCCCGGUGUUGACGACUGGUGAUUGGUCGAUGUUUCCAAGACGAGUGCAGCUGGUCGGCUGACCUGCCGCAAGGGGGCUGAAAAGUCCACGUUCCGUUUUUCAGUCGCUCGUGUUUUUCGCAUGUAUAACUCUUUGAUCGCGCGAGCUUCGCCUUUGGUUGGCUCAGGAGUCGUGAUCUUUGCAUAAUUGCCAGAGUGUACCAUGGCAUGUUGUUUUGCCUCACUUGACGUCGAGUUUGCUUUGCGUGAGACGCCGUUCCGACGCGGCUGGGCUGCGGCCCAACCGGCAUGGGCAAAGGUGCAUUCGUUUGUCUGCACUUCGUCGUGGCAGCGUGCCGUGCCGGUCGUAUCGUGAGUCACGGGGCAACGGCGAACUUCCUGACCUCCACACGCGUGACUCAGCCUGCGCACCGCCACGCCCCAGUCCGGGCAUGCCCUCAAGUGAGGCGUUGAGCUUGUCCGCCUCUGGCUGCACGUGUUCCCGAGCAGCGGCGCCACCCGCCCUGCUGCGGCGGAUGCGCGUCGCUGACGUGCCCAGCCGUUGCUGAUUCCGAGUCGUCGCUGCUUCUGCGUUCUUGCCAGUGUCGUUUGAGAAAAACAUAAACCGCUUGGCCGGCCGGCCGAGCGUUUCGCCAG